UUCUGAUCUCUGUUAUCAAACAACAAAACAGAGCUGAGUGGAACACUCUCAGUGUUUGUAUUUUCUGUUUGCAGAAAAAUCCACACAGAUUCAUGGAGGGAGGAGAAGGGGAUGCCGGAAAUGGGGCUACUGCAGCUGCAGGAUCAAGUCCUCCGAGACCUGAGAUGGCAGCUCCGGCACCGGAAGGUGGCGGUCCGGUGAGUUCUGCGGCGGCGGUGGCGGGGAAGAAGAAGAGGGGAAGACCGAGGAAGUAUGGGCCGGACGGGAAGUUGAAUGCGGCGGCGCUGUCGCCGAAGCCGAUAUCGACGUCGGCACCUGCACGGUCGGCGGUGAUUGAUUUCUCGGCGGAGAAACGUGGGAAAGUGCGGCCGGCGAGUUCGUUGAGCAAAACCAAAUAUGAAACGGAGAAUUUAGGUGAAUGGGUACCUUGUUCAGUAGGAGCUAAUUUCACACCCCAUAUCAUCACUGUCAACACUGGUGAGGACGUUACGAUGAAGGUUCUCUCAUUUUCUCAACAAGGACCUCGAGCCAUUUGUAUUCUCUCUGCUAACGGUGUGAUUUCGAGCGUCACUCUUCGUCAACCCGAUUCUUCUGGAGGAACAUUAACAUAUGAGGGUCGUUUUGAGAUACUGUCGUUGUCGGGAUCGUUCAUGCCGAGCGAUAAUGCGGGAACAAAGAGUAGAACUGGUGGAAUGAGUGUCUCGUUAGCGAGUCCAGACGGACGCAUUGUUGGUGGCGGAGUUGUUGGUUUGUUAGUAGCUGCAAGUCCGGUUCAAGUGGUAGUAGGAAGCUUUAUAUUUGGGAACCAACACGAGCAAAAGCCGAAGAAGCCGAAACAAGAUGUUAUAUUACCGGUUUCCGUUUUUCCAAUUUCGAGUGUUGAACCGAAAUCAUACAUGACAACAACGACAACGACGACGACAACAUCUUCCCUUCGUGCUGAAACGUGGUCACCUUUAGUUCCAGAUUUGAAGAGUCAACCAACUGAUAUCAAUGUACCGAUAACUAGUGGUUAAGAAAUACCAGUAUCGUAUUAUUGUUCGAUCGCAUCAACCACAUCGUCGUCGAGCUUCGAUUUGGGUAGGUGUUGUUCUUCGUUUUACGUUGAUUAACAACUGACUACUCUUUGUUACCAUUAGUAUCAAUUUUCAAUUUUUGUUCUUGUUUUGAUACGUUCGUUUAGUUUUAGGUCAUAAUCGUUUAGAUUGCAGCUAUGUCAUGUAAUGUAGAAUAUAGUUUAAUACAUCAUCAAAGUUCUAAAUCCAAUCUUUGAAUUUGAUUGAUUAA
This is a messenger RNA of Cucurbita moschata (crookneck pumpkin), 1287 nucleotides long. RefSeq names its product AT-hook motif nuclear-localized protein 1-like. The record is from RefSeq and is a predicted model, not a curated record. The coding region runs from base 93 to 1016 and encodes 307 amino acids. NCBI's taxonomy places the organism in Eukaryota, Viridiplantae, Streptophyta, Magnoliopsida, Cucurbitales, Cucurbitaceae. Gene Ontology annotation, molecular function: minor groove of adenine-thymine-rich DNA binding. The transcript has 6 exons.